AGCAGCAGCCCGCAGCAACACCACCGGCCGCACGCACGAGCCAGGAAGAGGACAGAGCAGGAGGGGCAUCGAUCGCGGCGUGCCACCCACACGCACGAGCACGAGAGCUCCGGCUGCGGCAGGGAUGGGCUCUUCGCGGUACUCGCAGACGCCGGAGAGCUACGUGAGGCUGCAGGGCCGGCGGUGGCGGCGGGCGGGGGCGCGGGGGUUCCGGCUGUGCCCGAGGAACCGGUUCUCCGUGCGGCGGCUGCGGGCCGAGCUGCUCACGUUCCUGGGCAUCGUCGGGCGCUACGUGCGCCGCCUCGUCAGGAGGCUGUCGACCUCGGGCGCCGGCGCCGGCGGAUGCGGACGGAGCGGCAGCAGGCGGGUUCUCGUCGGGGGCGGGAAAGACGCGGCGGCGGGGGCGGCGAGCAAGGGGCCGCGGAGGGCGGCGCCGUUCGCGCGGUCCAACUCGUUCUACUCGGAGGCGAUCGCCGACUGCCUCGAGUUCAUCAAGCGCAACUCCGUGCCCGUCGAGGCCCACGGCACCGCCAGCGCCGCCGCCAGGCGAUAGGCAUUCGAGGCUCCGUUUGGAAACGGAACGAAACCGAAGCAAUCAGAAAGUUGCACGGCUUCGUGUGGCGUUUCUUCCAAAUGGAGCCUGGAGAUGUGAAACCUGGUACAUACACGUACGCACAGAUGUAAUAGGGGCCGUUUGAAAUUUAGAGCUGCAAACGCUGAAGUUUUUGACAUGUUCAUUCGCACACGUUACCGCAUUUUCCCGUUUGACGUGUAUAUAUAAUCCAGAAUGUACAGACCUGAAUUCUUGAGCCGUGUUA
This is a messenger RNA of Panicum virgatum (switchgrass), 818 nucleotides long. RefSeq lists its product as uncharacterized. The transcript has a single exon. The record is from RefSeq and is a predicted model, not a curated record. Bases 125 to 553 code for a protein of 142 amino acids. NCBI's taxonomy places the organism in Eukaryota, Viridiplantae, Streptophyta, Magnoliopsida, Poales, Poaceae.